UGCGGAACGGCCUUAAUGCCCGGUCGACUUUUUAAUUGCGAUUCAGCAAAUCCCGUUGGCCACGCCCUGGGAUGGGAAUCGAUUAGUCAGGUCUGAGUCUAAUAGAAAAUGGAAGCCUGCGGACUGGGCUGCUGCUCUCAGCGACGCGAUUUAAACGUCUUUUUUUAAUCCGUCAGGAAACGCUGUAGGGAAGUGGCACAAUAGGAAGGCGUUUCUGUGUGUGUUUUUAUUGGAAAAAAACGUUUAAAGGGACUUGAAUGCGCGGAGAGUUACAAAGCAGGACAGAUUUAAUCAGAUGAGCAAGUCGGCGCUUGCGGUGGGAGGAUAAUAAAGCCGAAAGAGGCCAUUCUGCAGAAGUCCUGACUUCCCUCACGCCCGGUGCUCUACAGCAUGUAGACAGCAGCGAGUUCUCCUCUAGUUUUUGCAAAUGAAAAUGGAGGAGCGGUCCUUGUCCAACAUGGACAACAGCAAGAUGGAGGGCAUCGCCCAGGAGAUUCUGUCCGACCUGGUGGAGGAUGCAUGCCUGGGACUGUGCUUCGAGGUGCACCGCGCCGUCAAACAGGGCUAUUUCUUCCUGGACGACACAGACCAGGAGAGCAUGAAGGACUUUGAAAUCGUGGACCAGCCCGGGGUGGACAUCUUCGGCCAGGUGUACAACCAGUGGAAGAACAAGGAGUGUGUUUGUCCCAACUGCAGCCGCAGCAUUGCUGCAUCUCGCUUCGCCCCCCACCUGGAGAAGUGCCUGGGUAUGGGCCGCAACAGCAGCCGCAUCGCCAACCGCAGAAUAGCCAGCGGCAACAACACAAACAAGUCAGAAAGUGAUCAGGAAGACAACGAUGAUGUCAAUGAUAAUGACUGGUCCUAUGGGGCAGAGAAGAAAGCCAAGAAGAGAAAGGCAGAUAAGGUAUUUUUACAUUCUUUGAAACAACCUGUACAGUUGAAUCCAAAUUCUCCAAGAAGAUCUAAAUCUUUAAAACAUAAAAAUGCCAAAGAUCUGUCUUCAUCCUUCAGCUUCGCUGGAUCCUAAAUGACAUGUAGAGACCCAGGAAAGUCCUUGCGUGUUGCUAAGAGACAAAGCGUUUCCACGGUAACGUUGUUGGCAGCGAGAUCCCUUCAGUCACUACCUGCAAUGCCAUUCUGUUCACCUUAGGAAACUGAACGGAUGGUCUGGAAGAUGUUGGUCACUAGAAGCAACUUUGACUGAUUGUCAUUCAGUUUACACAAAUGUUCUCUUUUUUUUUUACAUUUCUUUAUGAUGGUGUUCUGAUUUUUUUUUUUUUCUGGAAUUUUUGCACAGUUAACAACGUUGUGUUGAUCGUGUCUUGAUAAUGUAGCCUCCUAAUUCAGAGUGACAGCCUGACUCGCUGAACAGUGAGAAGGCCUCAGGGAUGUUACCACAGCAGGCAGAAGUAGCCGAGCGCAGAGUUCCAGUGGGCUGUGCCCCUGCCUUUCCCGAGGUGGAGCCCCAUUUUUCUGUCUUGCUCACCCUUUUGAGGGUGUGCAUGUUUAAAGCUGAGGUUUUGAAAGGCAUCCAAGAGAAGAGGAGUAAACCAUACGUAUAUCAACAGUCCUCUCUGUGCUGCUUGUUCUGCCUUUCGGAGAUGGCGUAUGUUUUCAGACGUGAAGCUUGUGCAAAGCAAGAUGGUUUGUUCCAAGUGUUUCUCGAGGCGGAGUAGAUGUCCUACGCACCACGCUCUGAUUACAGGAAGAGGAAAAAAAAAAACUUUGGGAUUAUAUGAAAACUUGAAUCUACCACUGACUCAGAUCUAUUCUUUUAAUUGUAUUUUUUCCCUUUGUUUAGCUUUUAAGUCUGACUUUUAUGUACUAGAUGUUUACAGUGUAAGGAAUCAUGUGUCUUCACUGUGUUGUAACGACAUGUUUGACUAGCUGGAAAAUGCUGCUAUCCUGGCCAUGAGUCUUAUUCUUAUGGACUUGUCACAUGUGUAAUAAACAUAAUACACUCUGAAAAUAA
Messenger RNA from Electrophorus electricus (electric eel), 1972 nucleotides. NCBI's taxonomy places the organism in Eukaryota, Metazoa, Chordata, Actinopteri, Gymnotiformes, Gymnotidae. The record is from RefSeq and is a predicted model, not a curated record.